This is a messenger RNA of Closterium sp. NIES-67, 1467 nucleotides long. NCBI's taxonomy places the organism in Eukaryota, Viridiplantae, Streptophyta, Zygnematophyceae, Desmidiales, Closteriaceae. The record is from the annotation of a GenBank genome assembly.
UUCCCCAACGCAGCUACUUCGGGCCUCUAGAGCAUCCAACGGUCGAACUCAGCUGCCUUCUCCACCUGGUCGUUUUUCCACCGCCGAUCCGUUCCACCUCAGUGCAACCGCUCCAUUCCUCGGUUACCUGCCCGAGACUACCCUUCGCUCCAAUGUUUUCGUGUCAUGCAAACCUCCAGCAGCUGCACAAUCUGAGCUGCCUCACAGUCCCCGGACCCCCACAAGCAUCCCUGAGGCGAAAUCAGGCAGUCCAUGAGAAACUUGCUUCGUGCUCAACCGCUUCACUGACUGACACUGGUUUCAAGGCGAAUUCUGAGCUGCUUCAACGCCAUUUAGGAAGGUCCGCCUUCUUGCAAGCAAAGCGGCUUCCGCGCUUAGGUUCUCGUGGUCCGUCCGUCGUGUCCGUGCUGUCUGAAGAGUCCGAGCUUCUUUCGCUUGGCUCGACGUUACCGUUGAGAACGCGCAGCAUAGUGACGCUGUCGCCCGAUCAAGACCUGUUGGCCGUUGCGAUGGCGCCACCUGCUGGAGACGGUACGGAAGUGACGAUGGCGGCAGCAGGCGAAGCGCCCGAAGUCUACACAGUCGGGAGCUCGACGAAUAUUAAGUGGCACGAGACAAAAGUUGACAAGGAGGAGCGGCAACGGCUGCUAGGGCAGCGCGGGUGCGUGAUCUGGAUGACGGGGCUGAGCGGCGCGGGCAAGAGCACGCUGGCGUACACGCUGGAGCACGCGCUGAUGGAGCGACGCCGCAUGGCCGUGGUGCUCGACGGCGAUAACAUCCGCCACGGGCUCAAUAAGAACCUCGGAUUCAGUGCUGCGGAUAGAGAGGAGAACAUCAGGAGAGUAGCUGAGGUGGCAAAGCUGUUCGCUGACUCAGGGGUGAUCACCAUCGUCAGCUUCAUCUCGCCCUACAGCAAGGACCGGGCUGCGGCACGUGCGUUGCUGGAGCCCGGGACGUUCAUCGAGGUGUUUAUGAAGAUCCCCCUGGCCGUGUGCGAGCACCGCGACCCCAAGGGCCUCUACAAGAAGGCCAGGGCCGGCAUCAUUAAAGGCUUCACGGGCAUUGACGACCCUUAUGAGGAGCCCACAGCAGCGGAGGUGGUGAUGGAGGUGGCAGGGGAUGAGGGCGCCAUGCAGUCACCGGAAGCCAUGGCUGCGAGGCUUAUUCUGUACCUGGAGCACCACGGCUUCCUGCCCUCGUGUAGUGAUGCAGAAGACGUUGAUGCUGUUCAAUGCGGUGCUGCUACUAAUGAGGCAGCUAAUAAUGGUGCUGCUGCUAGCAACGGGGCGUUCUCUGCUGUGUAAAGAAUUGGUGUAUACAUUAUGGAGGUGAAAGGUAGGCAGAAUACGCUGGUUAUUUUGUGGAGAACUUUUAACCUGUUCUAGAUUUGUUAUGUAGCGAGACAUGUACAGUCUGUUCUAGUAGAUAUACUUGUUAACUUAAAACAUUUUAUUGCACACGACUUCU